Molecule: messenger RNA, 555 nt
Organism: Aspergillus glaucus CBS 516.65
Lineage: Eukaryota; Fungi; Ascomycota; Eurotiomycetes; Eurotiales; Aspergillaceae
Exons: 4
Coding region: 121-471 (116 amino acids)
Source: RefSeq, a predicted model, not a curated record
GAUUAGUACCAAUGUGGCCUCUACGCCUUCGUCAGCGCUGCCACGCGUUGCGGCACGAAGUAUCAGUGGGAAACCGGACCUCGCCACAGCAGCGGCAGCGACUAGCUUGAGGACCAAGUGAUGUGCCGAUACAUGGCUUCACCCUUUUUUAUGUUCUACCUUCUCGUCCAUUUACUUAUUGUAAUAGUACAUUUUUGGUCGACGAGGCGGAAGCAUUCAUUCAUUCCAAUCUUAUACCCGUGUCUGAACCCAUGUGUUUUCUGUGAUAUCUUUAUUAUGAAAGCCCCAUAUCCCAUAUUUGCAUCUCUGUUUACCCAUCGUCUGUCUUUCAUUUCAUCUCAUCUGUGUCAUCAGACUGGGGCAUGUGCGGGACUCGAUGUCCCAUGCCCUGAUAAAAACCUGUACAUUUAUAUUCUUUCCUUUCUCAUUAUUUACAUGGUUUGGCUACGGCUGGUACAUGCAUUUUUGUAACUGGGGUGGUGUUUUUGCGGAUCGAGGUUCUAUGUUCAUGAAAUCAGGUUUUCCAUUAUUCUGCUGUACAGUCAGGAUGCAGAA